Messenger RNA from Phodopus roborovskii (desert hamster), 3524 nucleotides. It is a transcript of the gene Dsg1, whose product is annotated as desmoglein 1. The record is from RefSeq and is a predicted model, not a curated record. Gene Ontology annotation, molecular function: gamma-catenin binding; calcium ion binding. Gene Ontology annotation, biological process: homophilic cell-cell adhesion. Gene Ontology annotation, cellular component: desmosome; plasma membrane. The transcript has 15 exons. Lineage: Eukaryota; Metazoa; Chordata; Mammalia; Rodentia; Cricetidae. Bases 278 to 3508 code for a protein of 1076 amino acids.
AGGGUGUGUCCCUGAGUUUUUACCUGGGAGCAAUGAUGAUCUUGUCAAGCAUUUCACGGAGACCAGCCCAAGUUUUUAGGGUGGGGAUCCAGACAGGUUAUACGUACCUUCCCUCCUUCUCCCAGUGGAAGGCAGAAACACCUCAAAGCCUGCAUGUAAGAACAUCUACUGGGAAAUUAUUUUAAUCAGACACCGGCUGAGUGGGAGAAAGAAAAAGAGCAGAGAAGAACAAACAAAGCUCCCUAGGUCGUGGAUGUAACAGAAGCCAGCGGCAGCGAUGGACUGGCACUCCUUCAGAAGAGCUGCGGUGCUGCUCAUUUUCCUGGUGGUGCUUGAAGUUAACAGUGAAUUUCAUAUACAGGUAAGAGACCAUAACGCCAAAAAUGGUACCAUCAGUUGGCACCCCAUCAGAAGGCAGAAACGUGAGUGGAUCAAGUUCGCUGCGGCUUGUCGGGAAGGUGAAGACAAUUCAAAGAGAAACCCUAUUGCUAAAAUUCAUUCUGAUUGUGCUGCAAACCAGCAAGUGACAUACCGCAUCUCAGGAGUAGGAAUUGACCAGCCACCCUAUGGAAUCUUCGUUAUUAAUCAAAAAACCGGUGAAAUCAAUAUCACAUCCAUCGUUGAUCGGGAAGUCACCCCCUUUUUCAUUAUCUACUGCCGAGCACUGAAUGCACAAGGUCAAGAUUUGGAGAACCCACUGGAGCUUAGAGUCAGGGUUAUGGAUAUAAAUGACAACCCUCCCGUGUUUUCCAUGACUACAUUUACAGGACAAAUAGAAGAAAAUUCUAAUGCAAACACGCUGGUCAUGAAACUGGAAGCUACCGACGCAGAUGAGCCAAAUAACUUGAACUCAAAGAUCGCUUUCAAGAUCAUAAGACAGGAACCUUCAGAAUCACCGAUGUUUAUCAUCAACAGAGGCACUGGAGAAAUCCGAACAAUGAAUAAUUUCCUAGACAGAGAGCAAUAUAGCCAGUAUUCUCUUGUGGUGAGAGGCUCAGACCGUGAUGGUGGGGCAGAUGGCAUGUCUGCAGAAUGUGAGUGCAACAUCAGAAUCCUGGACGUCAAUGACAACAUCCCAUACUUGGAGCAGUCAUCUUAUGCCACCAGCAUUGAAGAAAACGCUCUGCACUCACAGCUAGCACAGAUCAGAGUCAUUGAUUUGGAUGAGGAGUUCUCAGACAACUGGAAGGCAAUCAUUUUCUUUAUCUCUGGAAAUGAAGGAAAUUGGUUUGAAAUAGAAAUGAAUGAAAGAACAAAUGUAGGAAUUCUAAAGGUUGUCAAGCCCCUGGACUAUGAAGCCAUGCAGAACGUGCAACUUAGUAUUGGUGUACGAAAUGUAGCUGAAUUCCACCAGUCCAUUAUUUCUCAAUAUAGAAUCACAGCAACUAUGAUCACAGUGACUGUGUCGAAUGUAGUCGAGGGCUCCGUGUUCCGGCCAGGUUCGAAGACUUUCGUAGUGAACAGUCAAAUGGGAGCAAAUUACAAAGUGGGAGAGUUUGUAGCUACCGACCUGGACACCGGCCUAACUUCAACAAAUGUUAGAUAUGUAAUGGGAAAUAACCCGGCUGACCUGCUGGCUGUUGACUCAAGAACAGGCAUAAUAACUUUAAGAAACAGAGUUACUUUGGAACAAUACCAGAUGCUUAAUAAGAGAUAUGAAGGGACAAUACUAUCAAUAGAUGAUAACCUUCAAAGGACCUGCACUGGGACAGUCAUCAUAGAUCUGGAUGGCUCCGGCUGGGAGACAGGCACAGACACCAGCACAGGUGGAGGUGGCAGCUCAGGAAGUGGUGGCAGCUCUUCUGGAGGUGACACAAGUGAAACUACUUCCACUGAGGAAAUGCAAGUGUCCACAGGAGCACAGGACAGUGGCGGCAGUGGUGGCAAUAAUGGUGGCGGCAGCAGUGAUACCUACGAUAAUGGUGAUGGCGGCGGUGUUGAACGGCAGCCACCACCAGGAGACAAUGUUCACCUGGGUCCUGCAGGCAUCGGGCUGCUCGUCAUGGGCUUCUUAAUCCUAGGAUUGGUACCAUUCUUGUUGCUCUGCUGUGAUUGUGGAGGUGCCCCUGGUGGUGGAGCUGGCUUUGAGCCUGUUCCAGAAUGUUCUGAUGGAGCAAUUCACACAUGGGCAGUAGAGGGCCCGCAACCUGAACCCCAUGAUGGUAUAGCCGCCAUCUGUGUGCCACAAAUGCCACCUGGUAAUGCCAAUAUUAUAGAAUGUAUUGACAACUCAGGAGUUUAUACAAAUGAGUAUUGUGGCAGAGAAAUGCAAGAUCUGGGAGGAGGAGAAAGAACCACAGGAUUUGAACUAAUGGAUGGAGUUAAAACAUCAGCUGCACCUGAGAUAUGCCAAGAAUAUCCAGGAACAUUAGGAAGAAAUUCAAUGAGAGAAUGUAGAGAUGGAGGUCUCAAUAUGAAUUUCAUGGAAAGUUACUUCUGCCAGAAAGCUUAUGCUUAUGCGGAUGAAGAUGAAGGACGCCCAUCCAAUGACUGUUUGCUCAUCUAUGACAUUGAAGGUGUAGGCUCCCCUGCAGGCUCCGUGGGCUGUUGCAGCUUCAUUGGAGAGGAUUUAGAUGAAAGCUUCCUGGAUACCUUGGGGCCCAAGUUUAAGAAGUUGGCAGACAUCAGCCUGGGAAAAGAAAUAGACUCAUAUCCAGAUCCCGAACCUUCUUGGCCUCCUCAAAACACCGAACCAAUAUGCCUCCAACAAACAGAGCCCCUUACUAGUGGACACCCACCCAUCUCCCCACAUUAUGGCACUACCACAGUAAUUUCUGAGAAUACCUACCCCUCUGGCCCUGGUGUACAACAUCCUAUGCAGAUUCCUGACCCUCUAGGCUAUGGGAAUGUCACUGUGAUGGAGUCAUAUACUACCUCUGGCACCCUGAAGCCCUCUGUCCACUUUCAUGAUAACCGACAGGCUUCAAAUGUGGUGGUGACAGAGAGGGUAGUGGGCCCCAUCUCUGGUGCUGAUUUGCAUGGGAUGUUAGAGAUACCCGACUUAAGAGAUGGAUCAAAUGUUAUAGUGACAGAAAGGGUAAUAGCCCCAGGCUCAAGUCUGCCCACCACUCUGACCAUUCCUAAUCCUAGAGAGUCUUCAAAUGUGGUUGUGACAGAAAGAGUGAUUCAACCAACUUCCAGCAUGAUGGGCAACCUGAGCAUGCCCCCUGAGUUAUCAAAUACCCACAAUGUGAUUGUGACGGAGAGGGUGGUUUCCGGGGCUGGCGUAAGCGGAAUUAGUGGCCCCACUGGCAUAGGCGGCAGCCUGGUUAGCACCACCAUGGGUGCUGGUGGCGGGGGUCUAAGUGGGGCUGGAGUAGGUGGUGGCAGCACUGGGCUGAGCAGCUUUAGUGGAGGCGGGGCCCUGAGCAGCAUGGGCGGGACAGCCACCAUUGGCCACAUGAAGAGUUCUUCCGACCAUCACUUUAGCCAGACAGUUGGAUCUGCCUCACCUAGCAUGGCUCGAAGCCGAAUCACAAAGUACAGUACGGUACAAUAUACCAAGUAGUCAGGGUCCCAGAGUA